This is a messenger RNA of Gavia stellata (red-throated loon), 2832 nucleotides long. RefSeq names its product electroneutral sodium bicarbonate exchanger 1-like. Gene Ontology annotation, biological process: bicarbonate transport; monoatomic anion transport; regulation of intracellular pH. The record is from RefSeq and is a predicted model, not a curated record. Bases 1 to 2832 code for a protein of 943 amino acids. Gene Ontology annotation, molecular function: sodium:bicarbonate symporter activity; monoatomic anion transmembrane transporter activity; solute:inorganic anion antiporter activity. Lineage: Eukaryota; Metazoa; Chordata; Aves; Gaviiformes; Gaviidae. Gene Ontology annotation, cellular component: plasma membrane. The transcript has 21 exons.
AUGGUGUUUUGCAAGCUCAAUUUCCUCAACAAAAUAAGUGCUCCGAGUCCAUUUGAGUGGCCUAACCGGGACCGAAGGCAUGACGAGGAGGCACUGAUUGACCAGGGGAGAAGGAGCAACGGUGCCAAGAUUCACUAUGAGAAGGAGGAGUUGGAGGGCCACCGGACCCUGUACGCCGGCGUGCAGAUGCCGCCGGUGGGGCAAUGCCACCGGCAUCACCGACCCCACAAGCAGAAGCAUCGGGAACAGGAGGAGGACUGUGCCCCGACGGAGCGGGGCUACCACUGCACCCCGUCCCAGCGGGUGCAGUUCAUCCUCAGGACCAAGGAGGACGAGCAGCAUGUCCCUCACGCCUUGUUCACCGAGCUGGAUGAGAUCUGCGUGAAAGAGGGCGAAGAUGCCGAGUGGAAGGAAACGGCAAGGUGGCUGAAGUUUGAGGAGGACGUGGAAGACGGCGGCGAGCGCUGGAGCAAGCCCUAUGUGGCCACGCUGUCCUUGCACAGCCUCUUUGAGCUGAGGAGCUGCAUCAUCAAUGGCACGGUGCUGCUGGACAUUAGUGCCAACAGCAUCGAAGAGAUCGCAGAUCUGAUCCUGGGCCAGCAAGAACAGCUCACGGAGUUUGACGAGCGCACGCGGGCGGAGCUGCACUUCAUGAAGAAAAUUCCCAGCGGGGCUGAAGCGUCCAACGUGCUCGUAGGAGAGCUGGAUUUCCUUCGCCAGCCCAUCAUGGCAUUUGUCCGCCUGACCCCGGCUGUCCUCCUCUCGGGCAUGACGGAAGUUCCCAUCCCAACAAGGUUCCUGUUUGUUUUGCUUGGACCAGAAGGAAAAGCCCAUCAGUACCAUGAGAUCGGCAGGUCCAUGGCUACUAUCAUGACGGAUGAGGUUUUCCAUGACGUCGCCUAUAAAGCCAAGAACCGGGCUGACCUCGUGGCCGGCAUCGAUGAGUUUCUGGAUCAGGUCACGGUCUUGCCGCCUGGAGAGUGGGAUCCAUCGAUCCGAAUCGAGCCCCCGAAAAACGUCCCUUCGCAGUCUCUAUUUUGUCCUUCUUCCAGGCUCUUUGGAGGUUUGAUCCUGGAUGUGAAGCGAAAAGCCCCGUGGUUCUGGAGCGACUUCCGGGAUGGUCUGAGGCUGCAGUGUCUGGCGUCCUUCCUCUUCCUCUACUGUGCCUGCAUGUCCCCUGUCAUCACCUUCGGGGGACUGCUGGGGGAGGCGACCGAUGGCCACAUAAGUGCCAUGGAGUCGCUGCUGGGCGCCUCCAUGACCGGCGUGGUGUUUUCCCUCUUUGCUGGCCAACCUCUCACCAUCCUCGGCAGCACCGGACCCGUGCUCGUCUUUGAGAAGAUCCUCUACAAAUUCUGCAAGGAGUACACGCUCUCCUAUCUCUCUCUGCGGGCAUGCAUCGGGCUGUGGACCGCCUUCUUCUGCAUCGUGCUGGUGGCCACCGACGCCAGCUCUUUGGUGUGCUACAUCACCCGCUUCACCGAAGAAGCCUUCGCCUCCCUCAUCUGCCUCAUCUUCAUCUACGAGGCUCUAGAGAAGCUGAGUCACCUGCGGGAGACCUACCCUGUGCACAUGCACAGCCAGCUCAACUUCCUCACCAUCGACUACUGUAAGUGUGAGGCACCGACGCAUCCCAGCAAUGAAACCCUGCGUUUCUGGGAGAGCAACAAGAUCAACGUGUCUGGCAUCGCCUGGGAAAACCUCACGGUGACCGAAUGUCGGUAUUUGCAUGGAGAGUUUCAAGGCCCUGCCUGUGGACCCAAUGGCCCCUACACGCCUGACGUCCUCUUCUGGUGCUGCAUCCUCUUCUUCUCCACCUUUGUGCUGUCGAGCUUACUGAAGAAGUUUAAGACCAGCCGAUACUUCCCAACCAGAGUACGGUCCACAGUAAGCGACUUUGCUGUUUUCCUCACCAUCGUCGUCAUGGUGCUCAUGGACUUCAUGAUUGGGAUCCCAUCACCGAAGCUCCACGUCCCCCAUAUGUUCAAGCCUACCAGAGACGACCGCGGGUGGUUCAUCAGCCCCGUAGGACCCAACCCUUGGUGGACGGUGUUGGCUGCGCUCAUCCCAGCUCUGCUCUGCACCAUCUUGAUCUUCAUGGACCAGCAGAUCACUGCUGUUAUUGUGAACAGGAAGGAGCACAGGCUGAAGAAAGGAUGUGGGUACCACCUGGACCUUUUCAUGGUGGCCGUGAUGCUCGGGGUGUGCUCCGUGAUGGGGCUGCCCUGGUUUGUGGCUGCCACCGUCCUGUCCAUCACCCACGUGAAUAGCCUCAAAGUCGAGUCUGAGUGCGCAGCUCCAGGAGAACAACCCAAGUUUCUGGGGAUACGAGAGCAGAGAGUCACUGGCUCCAUGAUCUUUGUGCUCAUGGGCUGCUCUGUCUUCUUCACUUCUGUGUUAAAGUUUAUACCAAUGCCUGUGCUUUACGGCGUCUUUCUCUACAUGGGCGUGUCGUCGCUCGGAGAAAUUCAGUUCUUCGAUCGCUUGAAGCUGUUUUGGAUGCCGGCGAAACACCAGCCGGAUUUCAUCUACCUGCGGCACGUCCCCUUGCGAAAGGUGCACUUCUUCACCGUGAUCCAGCUGAUCUGCCUCGUCCUGCUCUGGGCCAUCAAGGUGUCCCGUGCCGCCAUCAUCUUUCCCAUGAUGGUUUUGGCUCUUGUAUUUGUCCGGAAAGCCAUGGAUUUCUGCUUCUCAAAGCGAGAGCUCAGCUUCCUGGAUGACCUUAUGCCAGAAAGCAAGCAGAAGAAGUUGGACGGUGCCAAAAACGAAGCCAAUGAAGAAGAGGUAACGCUUGCUGGGCGCUCGGGGCUGGACAUCUCCCUCGGGCUGUGA